GGAAACAUCCAGGGAAGAAAGAAAAAAAAAAAGCAGGGCUGUCUUCUUGCUGUUGCACAGACUGUAACCAUGGACCUGCGUAAACAACUGGAGAACACCGAGAGGAACUGGACUAAAGAGAAGAUGGAAUUGCUGGAGAGGUUUGACAACGAAAGGAAAGAAUGGGAAUGUCAGUGGAAAGUCAUGCAGAAGAAAAUAGAAGAGCUUUACCAGGAGGUAAGACUGAGAAGGGAGGGCAAUAUGAGUGUCCAUGACAAUAAGGCCAUCCAGAGCAAGAUGCUGCAGCUGUCCAUGCAUUCCCCUACUUUGGAAGAGAGUGACACAGUGGAGCUGAGCUAUCAACACAAUGUGACAAAUGACAGGAUGAAAAAAGAGAGUUUGCUCAGUAAACCAGGACAAGAUUGUAAAGAAACCAGAACCAAGAGCAGAAAAAACACUCUGUUAAUGGACAGCCUGGCCUUUGAGAAUCAUGAGGAACCUGCAGACAACCUCAGCAUCAAAACUUCCCAGAAAAAUACCAAGAAUUACAUUGGUGAUCUCAAUGUAGCUCUUAAAGAACUUGCCAGAGUCAGUGAAGAAUUAUGCAGCUACCAAGAAGAAAUUCGAAAGAAGUCCAACCACAGAGGAAUGAAGUCACUUCCUUUCCUGGGGGAAUUUGAGGAAUCCCAAAGCACAGUUAUCCUGCCUCAGAUGAAUCAUGUGUCCAGCAAUGAAUCACAGGCUUCAGUUGCUUUUGAAACAGAGGAACAUCAUGACAGGAAGAACCUGAUGAGCUCCAGCAAGGCUCUGAGGGACAUGUCCUAUGGCAGUCUCACCAGUGACAGAGGAGCAGACUGCAGACCCUGGCAGAAGAAAGAAGCUCCACCAGUUCCUCCCCGGAGCACUUCUCGGCACCUGACCAACUCCCUUUCUGCAAUCAUACAGCUUUCUGAAACACCACUGAGAGAUCCAGGCAGCAAAAGCAGUGGCAAGGCUCAGGACUGCAGGAGUGGAAGGAAGCUGGGGAAUCCUUCACCCAUCACCCAGAGUGACACAGCAGCAGCCUGUGCAAGCGAGGGGCAGGCCGGGAGGGGUCCUGUGAAGGUAGCUGCUGCCAUAGCUGGAAGCAGAAACGAGAGCCAUGCACUGGCAAGUUUCUGCCACAACACAUGGGCCUGUGAUGUGGGCAAAGACAACAGAAGUGACCCUUCUCCCCUGACAGCCCAGAAGAGCUGUUCAGAUGGAAACAUGGCCCAAAGCACCAGGCUGCAGCAGAAACAAACUCCCAAGCCUCACAGCAGCCCUUAUUACUGCACUGACUUCUACGCCCCUGCCACCCUGCACAACGAUCUUUUGGAAGACUCUAGGAGUGCUUUGGGAAGGACCCAAAGAAAUGAGACUUUAGCAGCCAAGAUUGUUGAGUUUAACAGGGCUGUAUUUCACACAGAUAAAGGCAACAAUGCUCUGCAAGCAAACCAGGUGCCCCCAGCAGCAUCAGAAGACCACAACCCCUGUGGCCAGUUGUGUGACCCUACUGUUAGCAGGACAGAAAUUGGAAAUCCACCUUGUGUUUCCAAUCCCAAAUUGCCUGCAGCCAAGGAGCAAGAAACCAGCCCCCCCAGCAAAGCUGUCAGAACAACAACAGGGCAACAAAAGCAAACAAAUGGACUUCCAAGUAGCAGUGGUUACAGGCAGAUGCUCCAUGAGCACGAGUGGAGACCGAGCGACUUCUCUGGCCGGCCGCGUUCCGCCGACUCAAGGUCAAACUACGGAGUGGUUGAAAAGCUCUUGAAAAACUAUGAGAAGUCAAUAGUGGCUUCUGCCUGCCCUCUGAAAUGCUGCAAGGAGAGGUGGACACAGGCAAAUUCUGAAUUCACAGAUGGGGCUUGUGAGGCAUUGAGUCAGUAUUUAGAAAUGUUCCAGAUUGAGCAAGGAAAGCAAGAAUCGCCCAGGAGUCCAGCCAGGCACAUCGGGCAGCAGCUCAAGCAAGGGAAAGAGAGGCAGAAGUUAUCAGAGAUCUCUGUGGCAGCCAAGUGUUCCGGUGGGAAAGGUUUCUCCCGGCCUGCUCGCCCAGCCAAUCGCCGCUUACCUUCCAGAUGGGCAUCCAGGUCGCCCUCCGCACCGCCGGCUGUCAGGAGAGCAGCUUACAACUGCCCUGUGUCCUUUCGGGCAGAGACCUCUGUAGUCUGA
This is a messenger RNA of Indicator indicator, 2169 nucleotides long. RefSeq names its product KIAA0408 ortholog. The transcript has 5 exons. NCBI's taxonomy places the organism in Eukaryota, Metazoa, Chordata, Aves, Piciformes, Indicatoridae. The record is from RefSeq and is a predicted model, not a curated record. The coding region runs from base 70 to 2169 and encodes 699 amino acids.